AUUAAUCGGAUUAAUCGGAAAUCGACUUACAUAUCCCUAGUUGAUCUUAGGAAUAAGGAGGAAACAGGCCAUGUAUCCUGGAAGGAAAAUGGCAAAUCCUUUGUCAAUAUUUUGUAUCCUGGUAUUACUACUAGGACAGCAGACCACAAGAAUUUUCACUCAAACAGUAUUGGAUGGAACAGGAGAAGGCUUGAAUGAAAACAGAAAACAAUUACCGGCAACCUCAACAAAGAACAACAAUGGCAAAGAUGGCUUGGCCAACAAUGAAGAGUACCACGAAGAACUGGUAGUUCAGCCAUUGGCAAAUGGUUUUGUUAACACCUAUUUCCAGUUUACAACACGCUGGCGGUACGGGAGCAAGGAAAAUUUGCACAAUACCCGUUUGAUACCCCGCCCCAUUGCCGAAAUUCUACUUUACUCUGAUGUUAAGGAGUUCCACAUUACAUUGACACAAGGUUUGUGGCGUUAUGAAUCUUGGGGUUAUCCAGUGCAAGAUGCCGCACCCGGAGCCGAGGCCUGGUCAUGGUUUGCUGGAGAAAACCUCACCGAAUCCGAUGUCGAUGAACAAUGGAAACGGGUAACAAGUACAUUUUCCGGUAUCAUCUGUGCCUCUUUGAAUUUUAUGGAUAAAACGAAUACAAUUACCCCACAAUAUGGUUUUAAGCCACAAUUUGUAAGCUCGUCGACUAAAAAUCUGACCAAACAUGUACGCUAUUCCAGUUUGCCGCGAGAAAUUGUAUGCACUGAGAAUUUAACACCCUGGAAGAAGCUGUUACCCUGUAAUAGUCGCCAUGGAUUUGCUUCAUUGCUCAAUUCCGGACAUGUACACAACACCAACUAUCAUUCGUUGGGUAUUAAGUUCCGUACAUUGUGCAACAACCAGGAUGAGUGCAUUUUGGAGUUCACGGAAUCAGCUAAUAUGGUAUAUGAUCCAAAGCUUGUGGGUGCUACAAAUAAUUUGGACUUUUCCCUAAGGCGUAUGUUUGGACAGGGCCUCAAUGGACACUGCCCGCUGGCAGAUAGCAGUAAGGUAUAUGUUAAUCUGGAAUUACCAUUACCCUAUGAAAUGACCCCUUUACCGCAAUACAAUAUAACAUCGACGAGAGGUGGACAAACCAGUCAUUAUGGUGUUUAUGACAUACAAAAACUCAAAGACCAAAAACUAUUCAACAUUGCAUGGGUAUUGAGGAAACCACAACAUCAGGUGCUUAGCCCCACCCCACCGCCGCUAUUGGCACACCGAAACAUUGUGGGUUAUGGUCAGGAGAAGGGUAAAAUCAUUACACAAAUAACCAAUAAUUAUUACAAUGAAUUGCCCAUAGUGCUACAGGAGAAUAUUCCAUGGUAUAUGCCGGUCUACAUACAUACGUUGCAAAUUAAAAAUCACAAAACAGGCGAGUUGAUACAGCCGAAUAGUCUACAAUAUCGGCCCGGGGUACAACGCACACGUCCAUACUACUUAGAGUUGGCCUUUAAAAUUCCCAGCAAAUCAUCUGUGGAGAUAUCAUUGGAUUUCGAUUAUAUAUUUCUCAAAUGGCUGGAAUAUCCUCCCGAUGCCAAUCACGGACAUUAUGUGGGAUCAAGUGUUAUAACGACCCAACUGACAAUGGCUCGCAAUUACACAGCCAUACCAUUGAGUGGUUAUCGUUUCUCGGACUCUUUUAAUGCCACCCGAAAUUCCUAUAUCCUCACCAUACGUACUGAGUCAUUGAUUUUAUCACUGCCCACCCCCGACUUUAGUAUGCCAUAUAAUGUGAUAUGUUUGGCCUGCACCGUUGUGGCACUGGCCUUUGGACCCAUACAUAGUGUGGCAACGAAAAAAAUUGUUGUCGAACAACAGGACUCGGAUGAACCGCGUUCCUUUGUUGGAAAAAUUAUGCGAAAACUUAAAAAGAAAAAUAAAAAUUCACCAACAAUUGACGGGGAGGCGGAAAAUACUCUUACAAGUAGUAGCAGUAUUGGUAGUGAGAAGGUGAAAUAGUUGCGACCAUUCGUCGUAUGUCACUGUACUAGUCUAUAUUCCAUUUCCAUGUAUUUUUUGUACUUUAGUAUUUUUGUUUUUUAAUAAAUGAGUCCUAAAUAAAAAA
This is a messenger RNA of Musca domestica (house fly), 2087 nucleotides long. RefSeq names its product GPI transamidase component PIG-T (gene PIG-T). Gene Ontology annotation, cellular component: GPI-anchor transamidase complex. Gene Ontology annotation, biological process: attachment of GPI anchor to protein. The transcript is spliced from 2 exons. The record is from RefSeq and is a predicted model, not a curated record. Bases 71 to 1981 code for a protein of 636 amino acids. NCBI's taxonomy places the organism in Eukaryota, Metazoa, Arthropoda, Insecta, Diptera, Muscidae.